GGGAUGCCAGUAGUCUCUUUGGACAUCUCAGAGUCAACAACAAUGUUUGCUUUGCUGCUGCUGAUCGUGCUGGCUUCUUACUCCUCUGCUCUGCCUCUGCAGACUGGAAAGACUGAUGAUAUGCUUUUUGCUGAGAAAUACCUUCGUCAGCUCUAUCGUCUGCCAGCUGGUCUUCAAGGUACACAGACAUCAUCAAGCGAUUUUCAGAACAAGAUCAGGCAAAUGCAAAGAUUUUUUAAACUUGAGGUAACUGGAAACCUUGAUAAAAACACUCUGGAGGUGAUGAAGCAGCCCAGAUGUGGUGUACCAGAUGUUGGGGAGUACAACCACUUCCCUCGACAUCUCAAAUGGGCAAGCAACAAUGUCACUUUUAGGAUAGUGAAUUACACUCCUGAUUUAAAGAGAACGGAUGUAGACAGAGCCAUCAGAAAUGCCCUGAAUGUUUGGGCUGAUGUUACCCCUUUGACCUUUAAGAAGCUUCACGAGGGCAAUGCAGACAUUAUGAUCAGCUUUGGAUCAAGAGAGCAUGGUGACUACAAUCCAUUUGAUGGGCCUGACGGACUGCUGGCUCACGCCUACCCUCCAGGCCAGGGCAUUGGGGGAGACACUCACUUUGAUGAAGACGAACACUGGACCAAAGAUUCAUCAGCUUACAACUUGUUUAUUGUAGCUGCCCAUGAGCUGGGUCAUGCACUUGGUAUGUCCCAUUCAUCAGACCCAGGUGCCCUCAUGUACCCAGUCUACUCAUUUAGCACUGGCUACCCAUUGGCUGAAGAUGACAUUGAAGGAAUUCAAGCUCUCUAUGGUCCCAACCCCAACCCGAAAAAAAGGAAAGCAAAGCCUGAUGCACCUACCAAAUGUGACCCUGAAUUGAGUUUUGAUGCUGUAACAGAGCUACGAGGAGAAACCAUUGUUUUUAAAGACAGGUUCUAUUGGCGUCUACAUCCCAAUAUGGCAGAGCCUGACCAGACACUAAUCAAGUCCACAUGGCCCUACCUCCCAAACAAAGUGGAUGCAGCUUAUGAAUAUCCAGAGAAGGAUUUAGUUUUUGUGUUUAGUGGAAUCCGAGUGUGGGCCUUAAAUGGAUAUACACUUGUGGACGGCUACCCAAAGUACAUACACAAACUUGGUCUUCCUAGAUCUGUUAGAAAGAUAGAUGCAGCUGUGCAUAUCAAAGAAACAGGGAAAACACUGCUAUUCACCGAAGAAGAAUACUGGAGUUAUGAUGAAGAAAAGGGCACCAUGGAUGCUGGCUUUCCCCGAUCUACUGAGGAUGACUUCCCAGGAAUGCAUGAUGAGUUUGAUGCAGUUACUUUUAACCACGGCCGCCUCUAUUUCUUCCAUGAAUCUUUGCAGUAUGAGUACAGUUACAACUACAGGAAGGUCAUUCGCAUUAUGAGGACCAACUCCUUCCUGAACUGCUCAUGAGACUGCAACCAUCAUUUAGAAUUGUUAUGUGUGAAUAUAGCUGGCUAUAUCUGAACAGAUGAUAAACUGUUGUGAAGAGACAUUGCACAGUAUAGUGUGGAAGAUAAAUGGAUGAGAUUGUAAGGAACUGUCGGGACGGUUGUCUGUGUUUGACACAGAAUCCUAUGAUUCUCUGGAAUUUCAUGAACUAUUUAUUUUUGGAUGUGUUGCUUAUUUAUAGGUUUUGAAGCAGAUAUUCAUUAUUAUCUGAUAAAAUUGCAUUUUAUGGUUGACUGAAUUCCAAAGUUUACAUUGAUUCACACCAGUUCCAAAUAAAGUCUCUUAUUCAAUGCUGAA
Molecule: messenger RNA, 1764 nt
Organism: Cyprinodon tularosa
Lineage: Eukaryota; Metazoa; Chordata; Actinopteri; Cyprinodontiformes; Cyprinodontidae
Gene: mmp13b
Product: matrix metallopeptidase 13b
Exons: 11
Coding region: 4-1428 (474 amino acids)
Biological process (GO): collagen catabolic process; proteolysis; extracellular matrix organization
Cellular component (GO): extracellular matrix
Molecular function (GO): zinc ion binding; metalloendopeptidase activity
Source: RefSeq, a predicted model, not a curated record